AUGCGGCUGUGCCUGCCAUUACCAGAGGAGGGCGAUCAUCCAUGUGACGACGAAGAGUCCGACGAUGAUGAAGCCCAUCGCGCCGAGAUCCAAGUUCCUGAUGGCGCCGAGAAUCCCGUCGUGGAUGUCGAGUUUGUCGGUGAAGAUCGAGAUGAUUUCUGGGUCCCGAUCAGCAGUGCCACUGCCACCGAGAGUCCGGUAAUCACCAUGUUG
Mesorhabditis spiculigera is the source of this 213-nucleotide messenger RNA. The record is from the annotation of a GenBank genome assembly. Lineage: Eukaryota; Metazoa; Nematoda; Chromadorea; Rhabditida; Rhabditidae.